Molecule: messenger RNA, 2021 nt
Organism: Triplophysa rosa
Lineage: Eukaryota; Metazoa; Chordata; Actinopteri; Cypriniformes; Nemacheilidae
Gene: plekha1b
Product: pleckstrin homology domain containing, family A (phosphoinositide binding specific) member 1b
Exons: 13
Coding region: 156-1328 (390 amino acids)
Cellular component (GO): cytoplasm; membrane
Molecular function (GO): PDZ domain binding
Source: RefSeq, a predicted model, not a curated record
CUCCGCCCGUCAGCUCAGCUGCGAGUAGACCGUCAGUUAGAGACCGUCGGAAGUUUUAGGGUGAUGGGCUGAAGGUCCAGUGUAAACGGCCAACACACUGCUACAUACGAGUUUUUUACAGCUGCGUACGAGUUUGGUAAUGCAAAGGUUUAGAAAUGCCAUACGUAGAUCGUCAAAAUCGAAAUUGUGGCUUUCUAGACAUCGAAGAAAUAGAAAACAGCGGCAAGUUUUUGCGCCGCUACUUCAUCCUGGACACAGUGGAGGGCAGCCUGGUCUGGUACAUGGAUAACCCCCAGAAUCUUCCAGAGGGAACAUCUAAUGUUGGCUCCUUGAAAUUAACAUAUAUAUCCAAGGUUAGUGAUGCCACCAAACUGCGACCAAAGGCUGAGUUCUGCUUCGUCAUCAAUGCUGGAAUGAGGAAGUUUUAUCUUCAAGCAAAUGAUAAGCAGGAUUUAGUGGAUUGGGUGAACGUGCUCAACAAUGCCACCAAAAUCACAGUGCCAAAGUCAAGUGAGCAGUGGUCUCAUACAUCAGAAGUGGUUGCCGACGCAUUGGGUGCCACGAAACAAAUGUCCUAUAAAACAGAGAUCGUUGCAGGAGUUCCCAUCAUUACCACCACGCAGGAGAAAGGGGAAGGUCUGAAUGGAGCCGACAAGAGCGGAUUGAGAAAACCUCACGGUCCGCUGCCAUAUUACCUGAGCCGUAGUAACCAGGACCAGACGGUGAUCAAAGCCGGAUAUUGUGUUAAACAGGGAGCUGUGAUGAGAAACUGGAAAAGGAGAUACUUCAUACUGGAUGACAAGAACCUCAGCUACUUCAAAUCAGAUAUGGAGCGAGAGCCGCUACGACUUAUCCUACUGAAAGAGAUCAACAAGGUGCAGGAAUGUAAGCAAAGGGAUGUGAUGAUGAGAGACAAUCUAUUUGAACUGGUCACUACCUCGAGAACUUUCUAUAUUCAGUCUGACAGCCCAGAGGAGAUGCACGGUUGGAUCAAGGCUAUCUCUGGAGCCAUAGUGGCCCAGCGGGGCCCCGGACGAUCAGCAGCCUCUAUGCGUCAGGCCAGACGGCUCUCAAACCCUUGUAUACAGAGGUAUACAACCUGCAAUGGUGAAUGCGCCACGAACACGCCGAACCCUCCUCCAUCUUCUACGGUGAACCGAGUCUCCCAGAUGGUGCCGCACCCCUCCCCAUGGAACUCGGUUACCCAGAAUGCCGUUCCUCCUCGGGCCCUCAGCAUGGCGUGGGAGGGGCCAGACCUCAGCGGCCUGUUGCCGGGGACGCGAUCGCGUUUGUCGCUCCAGGAGUCGUCCCAAGUGUUCUUCAAGUAAAUGCAGAUUCUUCUUCCCCUUUGCAGCCAGGAAGCAGCGAGAAAGAGCCUUCGAAUUACUCUUCGGAUGAAGAUCUGCAGGCUACAGUGGUGUAAGAGUAUACUUACUUUAGUACGCAUACACAAAUAGCAAAUAAUGAGGUGUAAUUUAACAAGAGGAAUGUGAAUAGUUUUAGCCGAGUGCAUCUGGACACGCACAGGGAGUGAACUGCACAUUAGGUUCAUAAACCGGAGAACUUGGAUCGAUUGAGAGGACUAAGACUUUUAUUUCCAUCUCAAGCUCAACUGUGUUACCAUUUCCCAUCUAUAUUUUUGACUAAGCUAUUUGGUAGAGAUGUGAAAGUUUUGGCUAAUAUGAGAUACCUGUACGUCUAUAAUGUUUGUCCAUUGUAAGAAAAAAAUACUGACUGCAUAAAGUUAAAUCACUUCAGGAAUAAGGAAUAAAAGGAUAGAAGUAUGACAGGAUUGUUUUGAACUGUGUCAAGACUACACGGCUACAAUUGGAAAGUCUGUAAAGGAAAAUAUCAAAGCAAUCUAAGGUUAUCUGUAGGCCUACUCCGAAAUGAUUUUCAGUUUUUCUGAAUUUACUAUUUAUAGAUACUGUAUGUGUUUAGGCAAAAUGAUCAUGUUUGUUUCAUUCUAUGAACUACUGACAGCAGUUCUCCAGAAUUCCAAAUAAAAGUCUUGUACUUAA